Trifolium pratense (red clover) is the source of this 2176-nucleotide messenger RNA. RefSeq lists its product as uncharacterized. The transcript has 6 exons. Gene Ontology annotation, molecular function: protein binding. The record is from RefSeq and is a predicted model, not a curated record. NCBI's taxonomy places the organism in Eukaryota, Viridiplantae, Streptophyta, Magnoliopsida, Fabales, Fabaceae. The coding region runs from base 45 to 2138 and encodes 697 amino acids.
UAUUUCUCAACUCCUUUUUGUUUGUUCUUGUAGAGUUUGUAUAAAUGGAUCGUCAAGAAUCAAGUACUAAGAUAUUUGAGAAGUUCACAUGGAAGAUUGAGAACUUCUCUCGCUUGAAUGAUGAGAAGAUAUACUCUGAGCCUUUCAUCAUUUGCGGCUAUCCAUGGGGAAUUAAUCUCCGUCCAAAGGGGAAAAAUGGAGAUGACAACUUAUAUAUUUAUUUGGAGGCUAUGCAAACUUCCAAUAUGUCUGAAGGAUGGAGCAGAAAUGUGGAAUUUAAGAUUCUUUUAUACAAUCAAGUCGACACCAAUAGAACAAUCGUAGAAGAAAAAUGUCGGGUGUUCAAUGAAAUUAAGAAUGCUAUUGGUUACAAAUUUGUGAAGUUAUCCGAGCUUCAGGAACCUAGGAAUGGUUAUCUUGUGAAGGAUACUUGUAUUGUUGGUGCUGAAGUUCUUGUUUAUAAUGCAAAACUUGAGAAACCAGUGAAAUUGGAAGUCCCAAUGUCAAAUCUGAAAACUAUUUCACCAGUUGAUGCAGAGUUGUUCUCACCCACAAUUGAAGAAGUUAUGAAUUGUAAUACUGUAGCAAAAUUUGAGGAAGUAUGUUCCGAUAAUCGUUCUCUUGUUGAUCGUCCAAGAAAGAGAAGUCGGAAGUUUAAUGAUUUGGCAUUUGCCGCAUUGGGGAGAGUUCUUUAUUUCCUUAAGAAUGGAAAAGUGAAAGACAUGAAUGACAAAACUUGUAAGGAACUUCAAGUUUUAUGGGAUGAACUUAAGAAAUUUAAAUUUGAUCUUACUUGGCUAGAGCCGCGAGUUCAAUAUGCUUUAGUAUUGAAAAGUUUCGUGGAGAAAGCUAUACAAGUUGAAAAAUUGAUGGAUAAUAUUGUACUUCUAGUGCUGGAAAUGGCGAGACUAAAAGCAAAAUUGGCUUUUGUUGAAGUAAAUGUGGACAUAGAAAGAGACUUGUUGAAAACAAAAGGCAUCGAAGACAUAGAUUUGGAUUCUCAAUUGGUGUCUGGGACUGGGAGUAGAGAGUUUGGAGAAACGGAGCAAGAAAAAUCUAGUGUUGAGAAGUUUGAGAAAUUUACAUGGAAGGUUGAAAAUUUCUCUCGUUUGAAAACUGGUGAGGUUUACUCAGAGCCUUUUGUCAUAGGCGGCUAUCCAUGGAAAAUCUGUUUGUUAAGGGACGACGUUUUAGGUGGUGGCUUAGCAAUAUAUUUGGAGGCUGUGGAAACUGCUAAUAUGUCUGAGGGGUGGAGCAGACAUGUCAAAUUUAAGUUAGUUGUAUUCAAUCAGCUCAAUACCAGCAUGACAAUCACAAAUGAUUUCGGUGACUGUGAGUUCAAUGCAAGUGAGAGUUAUUUGGGUUUCGACGAUUUCAAUAAGUUAGACAAGCUUCGUGAUCCUAACAAAGGGUUUAUGGUGGAUGAUGCUUGUAUUGUUGGAGCAGAAGUUUAUGUUCGUAAGUCAACAAAUGAGACUCGAUUAAAUCAAGCAGCUAACUUUAAUGCUUCCCUAACAUUUGGAAGUCAAAUAAGCCACAUGGAAGAGGAAGUCCAAAGGCAAAAUCAAGGAUUUCAUUUUCAAUAUCUGAAAAGUUUUUCACCAGUUUCAACACUAUUUUGCAUUGAACCUACUAAUCCUAAUGAUGUGGAAAUGUUCUCACCCUCGAAUGAAGAACUUGUGGAUUUCAGCAGUGUUGAACAAAUAGAAGAAACUGACAAUCCUUCACUCGUUGAGCACCUGUCAAAGUCAAAUCACAAUUUCGCAGAUUUUGCUUUUGCUGCAUUGGGGAGAGUUCUUUAUUUCCUGAAGAAUAGAAAAGUGAGAGACAUGAAUGAGCAAGCUUGUAAGGAUCUUCAAGUUUUAUGGGAUGAACUUCAGAAAUUUAAAUAUGAUCUUACUUGGAUUGAGCCACAAGUUCAAUAUGCUUUAGGAAUGAAAAGUUAUGUGGAGAAAGCUUUGCAGUUAGAGAAGUUGAAGGAGAAUAUGGUAGCUCUACAACUGGAAAUGGAGAGGCUAAAUGCAAAAUUGGUUGGUGCUAAGGUAAGUUUUGACAUAGAAAAAGAUUUGUUGAAAGCAAAAGGCUAUGAAGAGAGAGAUUUGGAUUCUGAAUUGGGAUAUGGGAGUUGGAGACCAUAGAUGUAUAGCUAAUUAUGGGUUGAUUUCAAUGUCUUCAA